Messenger RNA from Carlito syrichta (Philippine tarsier), 724 nucleotides. It is a transcript of the gene COMMD1, whose product is annotated as copper metabolism domain containing 1. Bases 29 to 595 code for a protein of 188 amino acids. The record is from RefSeq and is a predicted model, not a curated record. Gene Ontology annotation, biological process: negative regulation of sodium ion transmembrane transport; positive regulation of protein ubiquitination; regulation of proteasomal ubiquitin-dependent protein catabolic process. Gene Ontology annotation, cellular component: endosome. NCBI's taxonomy places the organism in Eukaryota, Metazoa, Chordata, Mammalia, Primates, Tarsiidae. The transcript has 3 exons.
CGGUUGGGGGGCGGGGCCUUCGCAGACCAUGGCGGGUGAGCUUGAGGGCUGCAAGCCCCUGAGCGGGCUGCUGAGCGGUCUGGCCCAGGACAAUUUCUUCCGGCACCCGGGCAUCACGGAGGAGCUGCUGCGGAGCCAACUCUAUCCGGAGGUGCCGCCCGAGGAGUUCCGCCCCUUUCUGGCGAAGAUGAGGGGGAUUCUGAAGUCUAUUGCAUCGGGAGACAUGGAUUUCAAUCAACUGGAGGCAUUCUUGACUGCUCAAACCAAAAAGCAAGGUGGAAUCACAUCUGACCAAGCUGCUGUCAUUUCCAAAUUCUGGAAGAGCCACAAGACAAAAAUCCAAGAGAGCCUCAUGAACCAGAGCCGCUGGGAUAAUGGGCUUCGUGGUCUGAACUGGAGAGUUGAUGGCAAGUCUCAGUCAAGGCAUUCAUCUCAAAUACAUACCCCUGUUGCCAUUAUAGAGCUGGAAUUAGGGAAAAGUGGACAGGAAUCUGAAUAUCUGUGUUUGGAAUUUGAUGAGGUCAAGGUCAACCAAGUUCUGAAGAAGCUCUCAGAGGUAGAAGAAAGUAUCAGCACACUGAUGCAGCCAGCCUAACUGAAGAUAAUGUAGGAAGGAGUUGGAGUUGUUGAAACAGAGGUGUUCAUCAUCCCUCCCCACUGACCUUUUAAAAAACAUUUUUGUUCCCCUGUUGGUAUUAAAUCCUCAAAUUCAAUCUUGCCUGCC